AUUAUCGUUCUGGCUACGCCACUGGUUUUAGUUUACAUUGCAUGAAACUAACUAAUUAUGGAGAGAAAGAUAAAUCUAGCUGAUCUUAAAACGGAACUGGCUGUGACAACUUCAAUGAACGAGCACAAUAUUAAAAUACUAGAGAAAGUUGGUCUUGACGAAAGUACAGGAUAUUGGUGGCUAAGGUUUUCGUUCGACUACAAGCUAGAAAAUGGCAUUGUUGUGAUUCUGACAAAUUUCAAGCACGACUCGACAGGCACAACUUGGACACUAGAGAUAGAAAAAUGCCAUUAUCUAAGAAUUUCGAAGAAGGAAGAUCGGAUUUCAUUUGAUAUUGUGGAAACUCUUAUCAAUAUCACAGAGCUGAAGCGUCUUCAACAAUUAAGUCACGAGAGACUAAGAGAUUAUUUGGGUUCAAACGUCGUGCCAUUAAUAACCAAGAAAAUCAGAUAUACAAAAUAUAAACCACAGUUUCGUUUUUUCCUCAGCCACAAGGCAAAAGACAAGCCUAUUCUGCGCACAUUCAAAAAUGGUCUGGCGUUUCUUGGUUACCCGACAUGGCUUGAUGAAUCUGAUAUGCCUUAUGGAUAUCUACAGCCGGCUUUGAAAGCAUCCAUCGAGGAAUGCGAUUGUUUUAUUGCUUGGCUGAACGAGGAGUACUUUAAUAGCGAUUACUGCACGGAAGAGCUCUUGUAUGCGAAACAACUUGGUAAGAUUAUUUUACCGUUCGGCGUGUUCGGGGAAAUCAAGACCCGUCUUCGUGCAGACGAAAAUCUGAAAUUCCUGGAACGUCUAUUAAUAGACAAUCCUGAUGAAAAGUCUUUCUUUGAAGUAUUACGACGGAUCGAUUCAACGUUGUCCAACUUUGAAAUGAUAGCUCUACCAUCUUGCUAAACCUACAAUAUGCGAACGACAUAACGGAAAGGCGAAGCCAGAAAAUGGCCGCUAUGGACACAAGUAAUUUUACUAUAUUUAUUUAGCGUUCGACUCACAAUAAACAUUAGACAACAUGCAUAUUAAAAUAUGCAUAUUAAAAUAUAAAAUUCAUCGUAUCAAUGUUAUUAAUUUUAUCGCACAGAGACCACUUAUGGCUGUGGUUGCAAAACGGCCAGUAUUUAUACACAUCACCAACAAUAUAUUGAAAUGACUAUUUUAGUUUUAGUCACCUUUGUAAUUCUAUCUUUGUAAGGUCAACUUGUUAAUUCUGUUUUUGUUUGAUGUUCUGCAUAACUU
Molecule: messenger RNA, 1233 nt
Organism: Dendronephthya gigantea
Lineage: Eukaryota; Metazoa; Cnidaria; Anthozoa; Malacalcyonacea; Nephtheidae
Exons: 1
Coding region: 58-894 (278 amino acids)
Biological process (GO): signal transduction
Source: RefSeq, a predicted model, not a curated record